GUUACUACGCUGUAACUUGGGGUUCAAUUUAUAACAUAUUUCAACUCAAAUCAGGAAAUAUAUUGAGUCGGCAGUGUCACAGACGUGAUCAACAACAUGGCAACCGCAGCUGCAUCUCGUCUGAAACAAGUGGAGAAAAGGGAUGGACGUGGAGAGAAUCUUCCGCGUACCCACAAGUGCAGCGUGUGUGAUAAGCAGUUUUCUUUUCUCAGUAAGUUAAAACGACACCUGCGCACCCACACAGGUGAGAAACCCUUCAGUUGUGAGGAAUGUAGCAAGCAGUUCAGUUUGCUGGAUUCUCUGAAGAGGCAUAUGAGGACGCACACAGGGGAGAAACCCUACAGAUGUGAGGAGUGCAGCAAGCAGUUCAGUUUGCUGGAUUCUCUGAAGAAGCAUAUGAGGACUCACACUGGCGAAAAACCCUACAGAUGUGAUGAGUGUGGCCAGCAGUUCAGUGAGCUGGGUCGUCUGAAGAAACAUAUACGGAUUCAUACCGGAGAGAAACCUUACAGAUGUGAGGAGUGUGGCAGACAGUUUAGUUUGUUGUGUAAUCUGAAGAUACAUAUGCGGAGUCACACAGGGGAGAAACCGUACUGGUGUGAGGAGUGCAGCCGACAGUUUAGUGAGUUGGGUCAUUUGAAGAAACACAGGCGAACUCACACUGGGGAAAAGCCAUACAGAUGUGAGGAGUGCAGCAAAAAGUUCAGUCAUGCUGUUACUCUGAAGAGUCAUAUGAGGACUCAUACAGGUGAGAAGCCAUACAAAUGUGAGUAGUGUAGCAAACAGUUCAGUGAGCGGGGUACUCUGAAGAGUCAUAUGAGGACUCACACAGGUGAGAAACCAUACAAGUGUGAGGAGUGCAGCAGGCAGUUCAGUCAGCUGGGUAAUCUGAAGAGACACAUGCAGAAUCAUACCAGUACACGUUGAAAGUUUUCAAAGGCCCAACAGGUGUGAUGAGUGCAUGCAGCGAACAGUUCAGUAUACUGGGAUUUCUGAAAAAGCAUGACAGACAGAAAACGUACAAAUGUUAGGAGUACAGAAAACGUUCAAUGAGCUGGGUCAUUGCAAACAUCAUAUGGGAAUUUACUGACUCUGUGAGAAAUUCUACCAGUGUGAAGAUUACAGUAGGACUGUCUGGACCCCAAGACAUUUAAAAACUCACAU
Molecule: messenger RNA, 1164 nt
Organism: Branchiostoma floridae (Florida lancelet)
Lineage: Eukaryota; Metazoa; Chordata; Leptocardii; Amphioxiformes; Branchiostomatidae
Product: zinc finger protein 782-like
Exons: 2
Coding region: 97-774 (225 amino acids)
Biological process (GO): regulation of transcription by RNA polymerase II; central nervous system development
Cellular component (GO): nucleus
Molecular function (GO): DNA-binding transcription factor activity, RNA polymerase II-specific; RNA polymerase II cis-regulatory region sequence-specific DNA binding
Source: RefSeq, a predicted model, not a curated record